Molecule: messenger RNA, 3897 nt
Organism: Papilio polytes (common Mormon)
Lineage: Eukaryota; Metazoa; Arthropoda; Insecta; Lepidoptera; Papilionidae
Gene: tim
Product: protein timeless
Exons: 16
Coding region: 320-3895 (1191 amino acids)
Biological process (GO): replication fork arrest; DNA repair; DNA replication checkpoint signaling
Cellular component (GO): replication fork protection complex
Molecular function (GO): DNA binding
Source: RefSeq, a predicted model, not a curated record
UUCGCACUUCGAAUAUUUUCUGACUUCCACAAGUGGCUACAAGAUCCGAGAUCCUUGUCGAAUAUCGAACUUGUACCUUGUUUGUGUAAGACGAGUUAAAACUUAUUUUCUUUAAUAUCAAAUUGAUACAAUAGCUCUUUGGUAUAUAGUUGUAUGUUUGUAGUUUUAUGGCCAUAAACUAUAUUGUACGUGAAAACUGUGUGGUUUCGUUUUCAUAAAACAAAUAUUUAUUUUGGUGUAAAGUGUUUUUUUAAUUGUAAUUAUUUAUACUUAUGGUACGACAGCUAUCUAGGCGGAAAUAUCGUCUUUUCCAUAAAAAAUGGAAUGGGUUCUUAGAAGCCCUCAGCUUCAUAGCACAUUCAGCAAUCUUGGAUUUCUACAUUCAGAUGGAUAUCACGUAAAUGAACAUUGUAACGCUGCCUUAGAAACUAUUUUACAUAAUAUACUAACAGAAGAUAAAUACUUAUGUACCUAUCGCAGAAGUAUUAGCUUCGGGCAAAACAUAAAGAAGGAUCUUAUUCCAUUGCUGAUUAAUGCAAAAGAAGAAAAAACUAUUGAACUAGUAAUAAAAAUAUUAGUUAAUUUAACAAUACCGAUAGAAUGUCUACUUUCUAUGGAUGCAAUUUCCAAAACAGGCUUCGGAAGACACACUGUAUUUGAAGUUAACAAUUUACUAGCAACUACUAAACUUGCUCUGACAGAUCAUAGGGCAACAAAAGUCAUAAUAGAAUUCUUAAAAAAAAAUUCAGACUUGGACAAAAAAAGUAAACUCUCUCCGGAUCAAUGUGUAAAUAUUAGCAACACACUUCUAUUCCUGCGCAACAUCUUGCACAUACCUGAAGAUGUGAGCGAACUGGGCCUCGCCUACAACGGCGCCCCGCACACCGUGCAAAACCAAUUGCUAUGGAACUUGUUUAGCCAAAAUAUUGACAUCGUUCUUAUAAAGCUAAUGUGUAUGCCAGAUGCGACAAAUUGGGCAGUUACAAUGGUACAAUUAAUAGCCCUAUUAUAUAAAGAUCAGCAUGUCACAACAUUACACAAACUUCUUAAUUUGUGGCUCGACGCCUCUAUAUCUGAAAGUUCUGAAGACAACGAAAGCAAUACGUCACCGCAAGAUAGAGGUAGUAAGGAUUCUUCGCCAAAUUUGACUUCCGAUCCAACGUCUGACUCGUCGGAUACCAGCGGAAGUGGCAAAAGUAACGAUCCCAGCAACGACUGGAAUGCUUCAUCAAGGAACAACAUGAACGGCAACCAACCAUUCCAGUCUCCGCGCUCUGCCGACAAUCACGGCACUGAAACAAUCUAUAAUAAUAGUGGCGAUAGUGGAGAUGGUGGUGAUAGUGGUGAUAAUAAUAAAGAUACCACCAUGAAGAGUGAUAUGCCCGUUUCCGUAUCCGGUUCAAAUGACAGCGAAAAUGAUCAUCAAGUAAAGUCAGAAAAGAAAGUGGUUAUAUCAGAAACUUCUGAUUACGGUUACGGCACUCAGAUCGAAAAUCAGGAGUCGAUAUCCACAUCGAGCAACGAAGAUGAGUUGCCAACUAAAAAACCCGUGCACCCAAAACCGCACACAACCAAACAGAGAAUAAACAACAAAGUACGCACGAACGUUACCCUGCAGGAAAGAAAAAGAAAAAAAAUCGUCAAGAAAGGAAAAAUUAAUAUAAUAACACUGCAAGGACACAGCACACUGACUGACGACGACAUUUCCAAUGUUCUGAAAGAAUUUACAGUCAAUUUCCUGUUAAAAGGAUAUAAUUCAUUAGUGAAGACACUCCACAAAGAAAUUUUAACUAAUGUUCAACUGGAAAUUGAUACAUCGCACUUUUUUUGGCUCGUUACAUACUUUUUGAAGUUUGCCACGCAAAUUGAACUUGAUUUGGAGCACGUUUGCUCCGUGCUGUCUUUUGAAAUCAUUUCGUAUUUGACUGCGGAGGGCGUAAACCUGUGCGAACAGUUUGAACUCGCCAGAAAAUUAAACGGAAAUGAUGUGAAACCUAACGUUCGUAGGUUACACCUGGUGGUGACAGCCAUCCGAGAAUUCGUUCAGGCAAUUGAAUUGUAUAAGAAAUCGCCGCAUACUUGCGAUGAUGACCAAGUGAAGCUGGUGUCGCUACAAAUGAAGAUUUGCGAGACCGAUGAAUUGCGCUCGCUUUUAGUACUGCUUUUGCGUCAUUACAAUCCUAAAUAUCACCCGAAACAAUAUUUACAGGACCUUAUUGUCACCAACCACAUUUUAUUGAUGUUUUUGGACAACGUUAUGAAAAUGCCGGAUUACAAAGGCUCGAGCAGUAUGAUUGAUCAUAUAAAACAGUUCGCAACGCCUGAGGUAAUGUCACAAUAUGGGCUUUUGCUGGAGGAUUACGAAAUCAAUGGAGAGUUCGUUAACGACUGCAUAUUCACUAUGAUGCACCACGUAGGGGGAGAGCUGGAAUGCGUUAUAGCCUUAUUUCAACCCAAGAUUUUAAAAACUUUUACAUCCAUAUGGAAAUCUGAAUUCGAAACUUGCGAUGAUUGGUCCGAUCUUAUUGAGUACGUUAUAAAUACAUUUAUAAAGAAACCCCAAUCGUUGCAAAGUACUGGUACCUUCCGACUAGAGUCUGAAAACUUCGAUGUGGCCCAAAGCAAAGAAGCAGGAAAGGACGUCGGAGUCAAAAGAAAAUCAACCACAAGCAGCGUAUCAAAUGCUAAGGAGAGAUGGACAGACGAUGAAAUUUCUUCUUUGAGCUGGAACUAUAUGCAGUGUAACACAACGUCGGAUGUGAUCGGUGAAAUACUGAAAUUAUUUAAAGAGGACGGCGUAAUUAAAAAGAGGGAUUCCGUAAUAAAGGAACUAUUUAAACAGUCAAUAAUAAACAAGGAAGAAUUCGAGAAACUUCUUAAAUCCGAAAUGGACAGGAAUUCUAAAGCUGUUCAAAUUAACAAAGAGAUGCGAGAUGACGAGAUAGGGAAGCUUUGCGAACAGUUGGCUCAGGAUGGCAAGUCUAAGUUUUUGGAUUGGGUUCAAACAGUGUUACUCGACACUUGCUAUGCCAAAAUAUAUCUCGAGAAGAAAGCACAAAUGGACAUAGAUUCUAGCAAAAACUUUACAGUAAUUAAUGAUACAGAUGUACCUGUCGUCUCUCCUGUGUCGUAUCACUCCUUGGUUUUAAAUCAAUCCGUUCCACUAGUGCCGUGGAAUUGCGAGCAAGCUUCAAUUUGUAAGGAUUUAAAAUUCCUGCAGCUUCUGCAUAAGCUCGGCUUCCACAUGCCCGUCGACUCUGGCAAAGUGUUUAUUCGUAUACCUCACUUCUGGACGCCUGAUUCUAUAUUCGAUGUGGCAAGUAAAAUAUCACCGAUUGAUAAAUCUAAAUUAAAGUUUUCGAUGAGUGAAGUAAUGGAGACGAGUGUUUCGAAGUCGAAUCAGAGAAACUCUUCAGCGAUGACGCCGAUCACAAAAGACGCGAUGAUUACCUCUCCUCUUGAUAAUUUCUACCAAGUUAACAAACAACAUCAUUUUGGUACCGCUGUUAACUUCACCCCUAUGCCUGGUUCGUCAUUCAGUUUGAACGAAGACGAAUUCCAAAAGCCCAAUUGGCUCAAAGUAGUUCAGAAAUCUCAAGAAUAUAAGAUAUCUUUUGAUCUAGAAAGCACUAUUCUGAAGGAAGAGAAAAUUGAGGUGAAGGUAACCGAGGUAGAGAGCCAGUUGGGACAGGAGCGUGUGCGCGAGGGGCUGUGGCUGGGCGGGCUGGUGGCGGGGGUGGUGCCGGGGGAGGAGGAGAACGAGGCGAUGCCGGACGCGGCGCUGGCGAUGCCCGCCACCAUGGCCGCCAUGAGCGCCAUGGGCGAUAUGAGCGCCAAGCCGGAGAUCAACUACAACUUGCACCACAUGGAGUCUGAAUAUUUCAACACCAGGUGAGG